CAUAUGAAUUUGAUAACUUAUUUUAACUGGACCGUAGAGGUAUUUUAUUGUUGUAUUACAAACACAAAAAAUGGCGUUUUCUCAGUCUGUAGGGAUAGCACAGACUCCAACUGUGUGUCAGUUCUGCGAAGAAUCACCAGAGAUUAAGUGGAAGUGUGUUAACUGUGAACUAUUUCUAUGUAACCUGUGCUGUUCAAAGAUUCACAGUAAAAGUAAGGCAUCAAUGGAACAUGCUAUUAUAAAUCUUAAAGAGUUUGGAACGGAGAAUUUUAUUAUGUCAGUGCGUAAAGUUGACCUUGACAACAUGGAAUGCAUAAUGCAUACAAAACGAAAGUGUAUUGUCUACUGUAAAGAUUGCCAUAAGCCUGCUUGUUCCAAAUGUUUAACUGAGACUCAUAAAAUGCAUGACUAUAACGCUAUUGAUGAGGUUUAUUAUGACAUUAUUUCUAGAAUGAGGGAACUGAUACAUAAACUUGAAUCUGACCACCAGUCUCUCAGAAAUGAAAAGGACAAACUACAAAAAAUACUUUCAGAUGGUGACAAAAAUUUCCAAGAAACAAGGGAAAUAAUUCUACAAACAGAGAAAGAAAUGAAAGAGGCUAUUUCAAAAUAUGCUUAUAACCUUUUGCAAGAACUUGAAGCAAAUUGGAAACCUUUAGAAAAUAUGAUCAUAACGGAACUGUCUUCCCUGAGAACGAAUGCGGAUGUGUUGGAAACCAGGAAGAACAAUCUAAACCAAGUCCUGCUGUCUCAUCAAGUGGUAGACAUUUUUUCUACAGGCCAAACCUUAUAUGAGUCAUUGUCGAAUUAUUCAAUUAAAAAAAUUAAACCUUAUAAGGCAAAGUUUAUUCCUUGCAAUCUGCAAUUGAAAAUAGGAAGUCAGAUGCUUGGUGAUCUUUAUACAGUUCCAGAAUUUGAACUUAUAGACACUUGCCAAAGUACUAACAAAAGUGUGACAAGUAUACUAUUCUGCAGUGACAAAACUGCAUUGAUAGGAAGCUUUAACUGUGAAAUACUACAAAAAGUUAAAUUUGAAAACCAUCACAUGACAAUAAAGAAAGAAGUAAAGAUGAAAGUGUAUGAUAUGGCAAAGACAAUGGAUGGAAAAAUACUUGUAUCAGCUGAAGAAUCUGAUCUAAAAAUAUAUAUCAAAGACAGGCAACUUAUGACAUUUAUUUCUUUUGCUCCAUUAAAAACUUUAGGUCUUCAUGUUACGAAAGAAAAUAACAUAAUAGUAGGGUUGGUGGAAUAUUUAAUAUUACCUGCAUCAAAUGACAGUAUCAGAAAACUUCUUGUUAUUAACUCUGAUGGUGUUAACGUACAACAUACUAUUGAAUAUGACAGGGACAAUCAGAAAAUGUUAACUUACCCUCAUAGAAUCAAUACUUUAAAUGAUAAAAUAGUAGUUGUAGACAUUAUAAACAAAGAAUUUGAGGGUAGGGUAGUAAUGUUAGAUCGUGGGGGACAACUCCAUUGGACAUAUAAUGGUUAUAAAACUAUAAAUUCUAACCAGGUUCAAUUUUAUCCUGGAGAUGUGGCAAUAACUUCUACAAAUAUGAUUCUAGUUACUGACUGUGAGAAUCAUCGUAUACAUGUAUUAAAUUCUGCUGGGGAAGCUGUUUUAUCUAAGGAUGUGAAAAGCUUAGGAAUAGAAUUACCUUUAAGUCUUAGUAUUGACAAAAAUGAAGUUUUAUGGGUUGGAUGUAAUACAUGCACAGAAGACAAAAAUAUAACUGCAAAAAUAACUUGCGUUAAACUAACUUAACUUUGAGGUUUCGUAUCAAGAUAGAUCAAUUCAUAGUUUGGUUUGGUAUCUUGCAGUUACUUUUUCAACAGGUACACCUGGGGAGAAUGGUUCACGUUUAAUCCAUUUUAAGAGAGACAUGUUUACACUUCUUGUUACAAUUAAUGAAUGAUAAAAUGUAAGUUCCCAAAACUAAAUUAGUGCUCACUGUCACUAUUAAAUGCAUUAUUGAUUUUUCUCAACGGCGAAAGUUAAGAUUAGUUUUAUUGAGUAUUGUCAAUUAUAAAGUGACAUUUACAUAUUUUUUUUCUCAGCUUAAAAACCACGAAAAUUAAUCCCCACGAACUUACUUUCGGAUACAAAACCACGAAAUUUUAACCCCACGAAAAUUAAUGUUUAUACAGUAUAUAUGAACAUGCGUUUUUGACCGAAUAAUCAUAUCAUACACAAGACUCACAAAGUAAAUAAAAGUCAAAGUCGGAUUUAGGGGGCCGAGCCCCCCCCCCCCCCCCCCCCCGCCCUUAAUCGAGCUACAUAUAUGAUAAAUGCAUAGACUUUUUAUUUCUCCAAACGUUGGCUUUCCAGGCACCCCCUUUUUCAAAAUCCUAGAUACGCACCUGAAAGUAACUUUUGUCUAUGUGAUUUUAAAAAUAAAAAAAUUGUUAAGUGUUCCGCAGAAAAAGUGUUUGUUGCCUGCUACUGGUGUUUGUCAUUGUAAAAGUGUGAUGUUGAUGGUUAAAAAACUUAGUCCAUUUAAUUGUCAGUAAAACACAGAAAAUGAACAAGAAAAAUACCAAAGACUUGCUCCAAAUGCUAUCUCUUGAUUAUUAAGAAGCUUCUGUCCAAAAAAGAUGACUGCAAAAUAAACACCAAAACAACUUUCAUUUAUUGGCAAAAAAUUGAAAUAUGGGAUAAAAUUUCAUGACUAUGAAAAAGCUGCUGAAAUUUCAUGAUCGUUUGAAAAAUGGAAUUGAUGUUUUGAAUUUUAAACUCUAAGACUUGUUUAUGAAGAUUCACAAAUUUCAUGAGGUUUCACAAGGUAAAAAAAAACUAUACCAAAGACAGGAUUGUAGGAUUGCCAUGUCUUACAUUUGCAACUUUUAGGAAGCUAUUGAAUCAAGAGUUACAAGUGGUGAAGUUGAAAUCAUUCCUUCGAAAAUCUUACGGACGCCAUCAAGAGAUGGUUGACCGUUAUGGAAUACUGAUUCUGUUUCACAGAUGACGACGGAUAUGUUCCAAUUAAUUUUACCACAAUCCCGUCCUCUUUUCCUCGAAUGUGACCUACCGAAUUAGACAUCACUUGGUUUGUACUUACAUGAGCAAUACGGCGGGUGCCACAUGUGGGGCAGGAUGUGCUCAUCUCCUGAAGUACCUGAGAUCAACCCCGGUAUUUGACUGGGUUAGUGUUUCAAGUUCUAUGUCGUGUUUUGUGUACUGUUGUUUGUUUUUCGUGUUUUGCCUUAGCAUUGUCAGAACUGAGGUGCAUUGAAGAUAAAAAAGUUUUUUAUGCCAAAUAGCAGCAUUAAAAUGGGACAGCAACCAAACCAAACAUUUACAGUAGCUAAGAUUUAAGAUAAAGGUUUCUUAUCAUUAAUAUUUCUCAUCACUUAUAUCUAAAGUUUAAAAUCAUGUCAACCACAAUGAAUAGGUUUUUUUUACUUUGUCAAACCUCAUGAAAUUUGUGAAUCUUCAUAAACAAGUCUUAGAGUUUUUUCAUAUUAUCAAAAGGCAAUACUUGUAUUUAAAUCAUUAAAUGAUAUGAUUCCUAACUAUUUACAAGAAAACUUUCAUUUUAUUGGUAAUCAGAAUUAUAAUUUACGUUCAGGUGAUGAAAAACUAUUAAAUCUUCCGAAACCAAAAACAAACUUUUUAAAGAAAACAUUUACAUAUUCAGGUUCUCAAAAAUGGAACAGUUUACCAAAUGAAAUAAAAAUGAGUAAUACACUUGUAUCUUUUAAAACAAAAUGUUACAAAUUUUUCAUCAAUUGUGCAAAUUAAUAUGCUUUUUUAUUAUUAUCUAGAUACAAUUGUAUAUUGUGUAUAAUAUAUCAUUAUAAUACUGUAUGUACUUAUAAAUAUGUUAUUAUUAUUUUGAGGACUCUCAGGAAGAUUAGUUUUAACUAAUGGGAUUAUCCUCUUGAAAUAAAGAUUAUUUAUUUA
Messenger RNA from Mytilus californianus (California mussel), 3904 nucleotides. RefSeq names its product tripartite motif-containing protein 45-like. The record is from RefSeq and is a predicted model, not a curated record. The transcript has a single exon. Gene Ontology annotation, molecular function: zinc ion binding; protein binding. Bases 71 to 1765 code for a protein of 564 amino acids. NCBI's taxonomy places the organism in Eukaryota, Metazoa, Mollusca, Bivalvia, Mytilida, Mytilidae.